AGUCGGGCGCGUCCCCGGCGCUCGUGGAGCCGCUUCCCUCAAGCCCUGCCCGACGCUGCCCGAGCCGGGGCUCUCCGCGGCCCUCGGGACGGGGAAAAGGAGGAGCCGCCUUAAGCCGCCCGAACUCCCUCGGCCUCCUCAAGGGGCCCGGCGGGGGGUGUCGCUGCGCCACCCCCCCCUCUCAUGGCGGCCCCUCUGAAGAAGGGCCCCGGGGGCCUCAUCGGCCUCAUGAAGGACGCCUUCCAGCCCCACCACCACCACCUCGGCCCCCACCAGCCCUGCACCGUGGACAAGAAGAUGGUUGAGAAGUGCUGGAAGCUGAUGGACAAGGUUGUGCGUUUAUGUCAGAACCCCAAGUUGGCCCUAAAGAACAGCCCUCCCUACAUUCUAGACCUCCUUCCCGAUACCUACCAGCACCUGCGAACCAUCCUGUCCUGCUACGAGGGAAAGAUGGAGACUCUGGGGGAGAACGAAUACUUCCGGGUGUUCAUGGAAAACUUGAUGAAGAAGACAAAACAAACCAUCAGCCUCUUUAAGGAAGGAAAAGAAAGAAUGUAUGAAGAGAAUUCCCAGCCUAGGCGCAACCUGACCAAAUUGUCCCUGAUCUUCAGCCACAUGCUGGCAGAACUGAAAGGCAUCUUCCCAAAUGGACUCUUCCAAGGAGACACUUUCCGAAUCACGAAGGCCGAUGCAGCCGAGUUUUGGAGAAGAGCCUUCGAGGAGAA
Thamnophis sirtalis is the source of this 725-nucleotide messenger RNA. NCBI's taxonomy places the organism in Eukaryota, Metazoa, Chordata, Lepidosauria, Squamata, Natricidae. The record is from RefSeq and is a predicted model, not a curated record.